Molecule: messenger RNA, 324 nt
Organism: Dendronephthya gigantea
Lineage: Eukaryota; Metazoa; Cnidaria; Anthozoa; Malacalcyonacea; Nephtheidae
Product: four-domain proteases inhibitor-like
Exons: 3
Coding region: 1-324 (107 amino acids)
Molecular function (GO): protein binding
Source: RefSeq, a predicted model, not a curated record
AUGAAGGCGCAAAUCUUUGUGCCUUCAGAUCUAAAGUGCCAAGGAAUUUGCACGAUUGAAUACAAUCCUCAAUGUGGUACAGACGGCAAGACGUAUGGUAAUCCGUGUACCUUUAAAUAUGCUCAAUGUGCAAGUGACGGAAGGAUUACUUUGGCCCAUCAUGGAGAAUGUGUACCAAAGUGUUCAGCGACUUGCACAAAGGAAUGCAAUCCACAAUGUGGUACAGACGGCAAGACAUACGCUAACCCGUGUGUCUUCAAAUAUGAACAAUGUAAAAGUGACAGGAAAAUUAGAUUGGCCUACCAUGCAGAGUGUAAAGUGUAA